Sander lucioperca (pikeperch) is the source of this 6110-nucleotide messenger RNA. RefSeq names its product ubiquitin specific peptidase 40 (gene usp40). Gene Ontology annotation, biological process: protein deubiquitination. The transcript has 31 exons. Gene Ontology annotation, molecular function: cysteine-type deubiquitinase activity; cysteine-type endopeptidase activity. The coding region runs from base 543 to 4493 and encodes 1316 amino acids. Gene Ontology annotation, cellular component: nucleus; cytosol. Lineage: Eukaryota; Metazoa; Chordata; Actinopteri; Perciformes; Percidae. The record is from RefSeq and is a predicted model, not a curated record.
UUUCCAUUUUCCGCCAGGAAGAAACAUGGCUGCCUACUGUUCACCGACGGUACUUUUAUUUACGUUUCGUUUGCUAUCUGUUUUAAGACAGACAGAGGGGAAAAGAGCCAGUGUCAGAAGCUACAUUGUGUAACAAUUCACUCGUUAGAGUUUCGGUAAGAAGACGCCAUUUUUCCAGUCUUAGUGACUGAGCGUUACCGUUACCGACAGCCUGAUUUCUUUUUCAUUUUUGCUGAGCUGUCAAGCUGCUCAUCGGUGUCGGACGCGUUAGGACUGCAAUUGAUUUGCCUUUGUUAUCGUGCUAAGCUAGCUAAACAACAUAACCGCGAGCCCAACGCAUAUAUGCCACAUCCGGUAAUUGUCGCUAUGUUUAGCCCCGUGAAGUCUUCUUAUUUCAGAGUCAGCCCGGCCAGUGUCAACAGAGAACUCGGCAAAACCAAGAUGAGAUAGCAAGAGUGCAUAUCAGAUUGCUAGCACAUGAUUAACUACUAGGAAGAGCCCCAGCAAAACUCAGAGAAAACGGAUUAAAUCACUCAAACAGCAUGUUUGGGAAUCUUUUCGAGGAAGAGGAGGAGGAAGGCCUCUCUUCGACUUCCUUUAGGGGGAGAGUUGCAAAGGGGGGAGACGAGCCACCUCCACCUCGAGGAAAAAGCAAUCUGUGCGGCAUCAAGAACCAGGGGGGGACCUGCUACCUCAACUCUCUGCUCCAGACCUUGCUGUUCACCCCAGAGUUCAGAGAGGAGCUGUUCAGUUUAGGGCCAAGUGAAUUAGGAUGCCUAGAAGACAAAGAGAAACCAGGGGCCAAAGUCAGAGUGAUCCCACUGGAGCUACAGAGACUGUUUGCCAGUCUGCUGCUGGUGGACCAGCAGAGCGCCUCUACCGCUGACCUCACCAACAGCUUUGGCUGGAACAGCAGCGAGGGAACAAAUCAGCAUGAUGUGCAGGAGCUGAACAGGAUUCUGUUCAGUGCAUUGGAGCACUCUCUUGUGGGCACCACUGGCAGUACAUUUAUCCACCAGCUGUAUCAUGGGACCAUUGUCAACAGCAUCGUCUGCAAGGAGUGUGGUAACGUCAGCCAGAGACAGGAGGACUUCCUGGACCUGACGGUAUGUGUCUGUGGCGUGUCUAGCCUGGAGGAGGCGUUGUGGAAAAUGUUUGUGGAGGAAGAGUUGUUUGAGGGCAAUAACCUGUACCGCUGUGCACAGUGUGACAGGCUGGUCACUGCUGCCAAGUCUGCCAAGCUGAAGAAGCUUCCUCCAUUCAUGACCAUGUCUUUGCUGAGAUUCAGCUUUGACUUUGCCAAAUGUGAGCGAUACAAGGAGACGGGACGCUACUGUUUUCCCUUAACCAUCAACUUACGGCCAUUUUGUGAAGAGGCCGAUGGAGACGACUCUGAUUACUCCUACGAGCUGUUCUCUGUGAUCAUCCAUAAGGGUGGCUGCUAUGGUGGCCAUUACCAUGUUUAUAUCAGGGACAUUGACCAGCUUGGCCAUUGGGAGCCACCGGAGGAGGAAUGCAAACCCAAGACUCAGAAGAAAGUCAAGGAGGAGGUCAAGCAAAUAUGUGAGCCAAAACUACAAGAAGAUGACCCUUUGUCUGUCAUCACUGCGAUUAUUGCCCAGGAGCCAUCAAAGAGUGUCCUGUUGGACCAGCUGGGACAGAAACUCAUGGAUAAGAUUGGUUCAUCCUGGAGCAAAAAGUUCAGAAAACACUAUGGACCCAUAGGAAAGUUCCUGCAGUCCCACAGUGAUGUUUUCAUGUUAGUAUCCAAUGGUACUCGAGUGGCAGUGAAGGCAAACCUGCCAAGCCCUGUGAAUGACCCCGUCGGCUCAGCAGAGCAGGCCACUAAUUCUGAUCCUUCAACACCUUCAGACCCCGGAGCUGCUGACACACAGCCAGGACUAGACCAGAAGCCGGAGCCUGAACAAAAGCAGGGUAGCCACUGGUUUGAUUUUAACGACUCCACAGUGACCUCCAUCAGGGAGUCUGACAUAGAGAAGCAGUUCCAGGGCAAAGAGAGCGCUUACAUGCUGUUCUACAGAAAAACACAGCUGCACAGACCUAGUGAAGCUCUGAACAAUCCCAAAUAUAAAGUUCCUCUUAACCUCAUCCAGAUGGCUCAGGAGGAGAAUGUCAAAGUGCAGAAAAUGCGCGAGGAGUUUGAAGCCACUAAUAACACAGUCGAGCUGCGUCUACACCUGGCACCCUCUUUUAGGCUAGAAAAUGGAGCCCUGCAACCAAUCAGCAAAGAGCAGAACGGAAGCACCACUCUGAGUUUUGACCGUAGAAAGACUGUGGGAGAUCUUCGAUUAGCUAUUUACCAGAUGCAAGAACUCUGGGAAGGUGAUAUGGCUCUGACUGUAGCCAGGAGUCUUCCUGCAGGUCUACACCUCUACAAUACGGUUACAGAUGACAGCAUCUCCCUGUACAGUGCAGGCAUUUGUACAAACUCUGAACUGUUUGUGUGGAAUGGCAGAGAGGUGCGUGGUGCGACUGUCCUAACUGGAGCAGAGUGGGAGCCAGUCCUGCUGAAUGUAGUACGUCCCUUUUUGGGGGAAGAUGUGGAUCAGGAGGAGGAGGAGGAGGAUGGGGUGAAGUGUGAGGAGGCAAGAGGAGGUUUUGAAAAUGGGGGGCCAGGGCUUAAAAGGGAGGCCCGAGGGUUUGCAGGUGCUGCGACUCUUGGGGAGGUGAGGGAGGCACUGGGGGAGCCUGAGGAGAGUCUGCUGUGCCAGGAGCAUAAGGGAGGAAAGAGAGGAGAGCAGGGGGUAGGGGAGGGAGGAGGAGCAAGUGGAUGGAGGGUGUUCCCCCCCGAUGACAUGCAACGGACGCUCAAGGAGCUGUCGCUGAAAGACGGAGACGCGCUGUUGGUGCUGGAGCCACAGUCCUUCGACAGCAGCGUGUUCACUCUAAACGGAGACGUUGUCACUGUGACUACACCGUCUGACUGCCGCUGGCUCCAGGUGGAGUUUUCACCACGCGGAGGAGGAGUAGAAGGGGAUAAAGAAGAGGAGAGGAGGAAGAUCAAGGUUCCAGCUACAGGAAAUAUGCUGCUGUGUGAGGUGAAACAGAGGGCCAUAGAUGAGCUGCAAUUACAGGAGCAACCCCCAGGCAAGAUGUUCAGGGUUGACACCAAAGUAUCAGAAUUUUACCAGCGUGCACAGUACUGUCUGAGACAGGUGGACUGCAUAGGGAAACUCCUUCCUCCAGUGUGUGAGGAGUUGAGUGUUCGCGAUGCAGGGGUGCGACUCAUGACCACACUGAAUCUCUGUCCGGGAAAUGCCCCCAAGGCAUCACAGCUUUUCUUGCACUUCUCUGUGGGCACAGAGCCCUCUGCUGGCAUGGAGAUGGACAUCAUUGUGGAGAAAACAUGUACUGUCAAAGAGUGUCUAAAGGAAAUGCUGGAUGCUGUUGGACUCGAUGGCACCUGUUGGCACCUAAGGAGGCUUGAUUGGUGUGAGGAGGUUGGAGAGCCAAUUAUGGAUGAGGAUGCUUCUCUGUCAGAGCUGAAGAUAAACAAUGGAGAGACAUUAGUUGUCACAGAAGGACAACUUCCUCCGAAGGGUUUUCUCAAGUUAUCUGUGUGGCUGUAUCUGGAUCCCAGAAAAAACUCGGCACUUUCCAUGGAUUUUAAUCACACUGACAACGGCCUCGCUGACGAGCAAAUGCUGGAGGUUGUGACUGCAGGCGAAACGCACGGUCACUCCCCUCCUCUGGGUGCCAGCAACAUAGCAGAGCUGAGAAAUGCAGGACAGGUGGAGAUAUCAGAUGAAGCCACGCUGGAGGAUCUCAAGAUUCAGGUGUUGACGCUGCCUGCCCUUCAGGAUGUGUGUGUACCGACCACUGCGUUCAUGCGUGUGUGGCAGCUUGAGGGCCGGAGGCUGGCACGUAUCCUCAGAGGACAGCAGCUCACUCUCAAAAAAUUAAAGCUGACCAGUGGCACAGACCUUUGUGUGCAACAGCUACUAAAAGAAGAAGAUCUUGGUUCUAAAGAUGUGAUGCUGAAUGUUAAAAUGGGAGUACCAGGGGAGAGGUGUUACUACCCUCCAGAGGAGCUGGUUUGGGAUGCAACCCGUGACUCUUCUCCUCGCUCUCUACGCACUUGUCUGGCUGCACACUAUGGCCUCUCCCCUGACUCUCUGCUGUUGGCCAAACACCAGCCAGACAAACACAGCUGGGAGGAAAUCUCAAGCUGGAGCCAGCAGGUUUCCAAAAAGAAAAAGAAAAGAAAGGCAGAAUCCCUACUGGGAGCACCAUUUCACCUCAAAGAUGGCGACACAAUCGGCAUCAAGAAUCUUUUGAUUGACAACAACAGAGACUUCCUCACCCUGGAGGAUGAACGGGGCCAGCAGAGGCUCAGAGAGCAGGCAGAGCAGCGGAGGAAAGGAGGGGAGGCUGCAGGCUCUGAUGGUGUUGGACCACAGAAAAAGACUGGACCGACCAAAUCCAGGAAACCAGAGGUAGCUCUGUCAAUCAACGUUGGGGUAUUCAGAUAGCAUCCUGCUCCCAUGGGUGCGUGGACAAAUCAGAACUACCUUAAAACCACAUAGCACACAUACACAGAUGCCAUGAUGCGAUUAGGACAAUCCACUUGACGUCAGUCUUGUGCCAUUUAUUUCCUCAUCUUUCAAAACUGCCUAAAAGCGGACUCUUUUGUUGACAGAAAGAGAAGGAAGUUCAUGUUGGCAAUUUGAUUUGCUGUUUUGUAACAACUGACUGUAUUUGCGUUAUAUCUUUUUAACAUGUUUGUCUUGCUUCCUCUGUACAAUGUUUUUAAAUUACAACCACCGCAUGCCCUUUGUUUCAUCAUUAUGCAUAAUGCUUGUUUUUUUUCUUUUUCUGAGGCUUGUUUGAAGACAGUGUGACCUGCCUGGAUCAGUAGCUAAUUUGUAACCUUAUACUGAAAGUAUGAACCCAGAAAAAACUGUUUCUACUUAAAUUUCUUGUUAUUACAGGCUGGCACUUACUGAUGUUUCUAUCUCAUUAUUGUUUUGUAUAAACUAUAGCAAUCAGGGUGAUGAACAUACUUGUGGCCACCAGCCAGUGGCUUUAACAUUUUGACUUUGUUUAAUGUUUAAUAAGUUGUCCUGUACAACAAGCCACUAUAGUAGGAUAUCUAAGGUGUUUUAAGUGAUGCUCAUUUUUAUGAUAAACCUGUCACUGUGCGGCGAGAACAACAAAGUUCAUCUGGUUCGUGGGCUUGUUUUAGGUUGAUAAAGGAGAGGAGAGAUAGGCCUUAAUGUGGAGCAGCCUUGGUGCUGCUCUGCCCUUUCCUACCUCACUCUCUACCUCUCUUACUCUACCUCUGCUGCCCUGCUCUGUUAGUCAACUACAGUUUAAAGUAUUUCAGUAAUGCUAUAAUUUGGCUCUUAGCAUUUUCCACUUAAGGUGUGACAUCACACGUUAACUCUGACGAGCAUUUGCUUCUUUAAAACUACAUAACCACCCCACCACCACCACCCCUUCUUAGAGAAAAUCAAAGCACACUGUCUUCACUUUCCCCAAAAUCUAUCAUCAGUCAAACAUCAUUGUGUUAUGUAACCGUCUAUGAUACCAGAUGAAUUUGCUGCUCACUGCUGCUUCAGAAAUAUACUGUAAAACAUUCAUAUCCUUUCUGCCACCAUUUUUCUUGAUUAUGUAAAAGUAAAGAUCCAUGAGUUGCUCCAUGAGUUUUCAUUGUGGAACAUUUAAUUUUUCAUUUGCAUGCACUAUAUGUGAACUUCAGGGAAGUAUAAAGCGUUCUUAUUGAUAAUUUCUUUGAAAAAGGUUACAAAAUAAUUCUUUUCCUGUAAAUUGUGAUGUUUCUUUUUUGAUUAAGGGGAAAUCUGAAUUUGUUAUAAAAUCAUUUUUAUGCUGCUUGCAUGUUUUGUUUCAUGUAUAAAUCUGGCCUUAAACAGUGCAAAGAAUUUGCAAGCAGUACAUUCUUUUGACAAUAUACUUAGCAAUAGUGAAAUUUCCUUUGAAUUCAUUUACUAGUGUUAUUGAUUACAUCUUUAGUGUUAUUGAUAAGGAAUGCUCUCCUGUAUAUGACAGUGGACAUCUGUUUGUAUCUGUAAAAUUGUUUCUGCAGGAAAUAUUUUAUCAACAAUAAAGGUAUACAGUUGUAACUGUCA